Molecule: messenger RNA, 4606 nt
Organism: Hemibagrus wyckioides
Lineage: Eukaryota; Metazoa; Chordata; Actinopteri; Siluriformes; Bagridae
Product: cytosolic phospholipase A2 zeta-like
Exons: 20
Coding region: 170-2524 (784 amino acids)
Biological process (GO): glycerophospholipid catabolic process
Cellular component (GO): cytosol
Molecular function (GO): calcium ion binding; calcium-dependent phospholipid binding
Source: RefSeq, a predicted model, not a curated record
CAGAAAUGGGCGUUUCUUAAUCACUACCCGUCCUGACGUGUGCUUCUGAUACAUACACAUAUAGACCUCGCAUAGCUCCACAGACAGAUCUCUCUGAAUUUCUGAUCCUCAUCAGCUACACAAGCUGCUUCUCUUCUCUCUUUGGACAGGAAAAAUUCCCUUGUCUGCAAUGCAGAGGGAUGUGGCACCAUGUUGGGAUCUCUCGGUCACAGUGCUGCGAGCGAAGUUCAGUGCUUUACUUGACUACUUUUCUCAGUCUGACCUCUAUGUGAUCUUGAGCAUGCCCACAGUCUCGAUUCACACUAUGAGAACUAAAAGCAUUCCAAACUGCAACUUACCUGAGUGGAAUGAGACCUUCCACUUCCGUGUGAACAGCCACAUCAAGAAUAUUCUGGAGCUAAACGUCUAUGAUGAGGAUCCCAGCCGAGACGACCUGUGUAUUAGGCUCUUCUUUGACAUCAGCACCCUCAUACUGGGCAAGAAGGAGACCAAAGUCUUCAUAACUAAUGAAAAGAAAAAGGAUGAGCUGUGGGUGGAUUUCAAGAUCACAGAGUGCCCUGAAGCUUCUCGAGAAUAUCUCUCCAAUGGAGUUCUUGUAGCGGCGCCGCUGUCCAUUGUGGAGGUGACGAUUGAUAAACUACCACCUGAGGUCAGAAAGAACAUGAUGUUAACAUUGCGAGGGGCAUAUAACGAAGAUCAAGUCGUCUCCACUUCACAGGAACGCAACCGCAUGCAGACUCUUCGCUACUUCAUUAGCAAAGACGUGGAGCCCAAGAUUGAACUUCAGGCGGAUGGGAAGGAAGCAAGGACAGUUUCUUCCCCACCGUCCCUGCUGUCCUCUGCGUCCACAUCAGAGUUCACCUUCUCUUUUCCUGCAAUAAAGGAUACAGUCAAUUUGCAGGUGAACACAGUAGACUGCUCUGUAAAGGACAUGAAGGUGCGUAUGGAUUUUGACAUACCUGCUGAGGAGAAGGCGUUUCUGGUGAAGAGGAGAGAGGUGGUUUCUCGUGCACUGCAGAAAAUACUCAAACUCAAAUCUUCCCUCGAUCCCAGUAAGGUGCCAACAGUGGCUGUGGUGUGUACAGGAGGUGGCACGAGGGCCAUGACAGGCAUGUAUGGCUCUCUGAAAGGACUGCAGCAUUUUGGCUUGCUGGAUGUCAUCAGCUACAUCACCUCUUUGUCUGGCUCCACCUGGACUAAUGCUUAUCUGUACAACGACCCACACUGGUCAGAGAAAGACCUGGAUGAGGCAAUUAAUUCGGUGAAGAAGGAACUCUCAAAGGGAACCAAAACUCUGUUCGGACUGAGACGGAUGUGGUAUUAUCACUCAGAGCUGCGUCAGAAAAAGAAGGAUGGUCAUCCUAUCUCGCCGAUCGACCUGUGGGGGCUCAUUAUAGAAAAUGCUAUUUAUGGAAAGAAAAACAAAGCUAAACUGUCUGACCAGCAGGAGGCAGUCUCUGAGGGCCAGAACCCUCUGCCAAUCUACACAGCUGUGAACAUGAAGACGGAUCCUGUAGGCUCCAUGAUGGCUGAGUGGUGUGAGUUUACUCCAUAUGAGGUGGGAUUUCCCAAAUACGGAGGCUUUGUGCCUGCAGAACAUUUCGGGAGCGAGUAUUUCCUUGGUCAUCUGGUUAAGAAACUACCGGAGAUACAAGUCUCCUUCCUUUUGGGCAUGUGGAGCAGUGUCUUCUCUGUGAACCUGAUGCUGCUCUGGAAACAUGUCACUGGAAAGAUGCCGCCCUGGACCUCAUGUCUGGGGGAGGAUGUGUCUAGCAUCGAGACAGAUGAUGUUGACUCAACCCUGGAUACCACGGUGCUCACUUCGGAGCCUUCGCUAUUCAGCAACUUAAUGCACAGGCGUCCCAUUAUCUGCAAAGUGUUCAACUUCCUGCGAGGAUUCGUACUGCACAACAAGUACCGUGAAAGCUCCACCUUCAACACCUCGGAAGAGACACAUCUGGACGCGUUUCCGAACAGGCUGACCCCGAUGGACCGCACCCUUGGCCUGGUAGAUGCUGCAUUUGAAUUCAAUUCAGCCUUCCCUCCUGUGCUGAGGCCACACCGACACGUCGACGUGGUUCUGUCUCUCAGCUACUCCUGGGAUAAAGAUCAUCUAAAGGUCCUUAAGAAAACUCAGCAAUACUGUGCCAUCCGCCAGCUGCCUUUCCCAAACAUAGACUUCAGCAAGUUUGAGAGUGAGCCUCCAAGGGAAGUGUACGUGUUUGAGGAUGAGGAGAAUCCCGAUGCUCCCAUAGUGGUCCAUUUCCCACUGGUCAACAUCACAUUCAAAGAGAAUAAAGCACCAGGAGUGAAGAGACAGGGAAAGAAGGAGCUGAAGGCUGGAAAAGUCGACGUGAGCACUGGAUCUUCUCCAUAUGUCACAUCAAACCUUACAUACAAGGCGGAUGACUUUCAGAAAUUGGUGGACCUCACCUGCUAUAAUGUCUCCAACAACGUAGACAGCAUUGUGAGUGCUCUAGAGAGAGCUCUGAACAGAAAAGGGCUCGCUGGCAAAGAAAAGUAAAAACAUUUCAGCUUCAAUCAGCUACUUUAAAACCGUAGGUGGUAUGUCAUGUAAUUUUAGAAUUUCUAACUCUAAAAAUCAAGGAUGGCUGUAAUAGAUUGUGCUUUAUUUUAAAAUAAUAAUUGUAGCAGAAACUAAAGCUCUUACAGUUAAGGAAAUGUCAGGAGGAAAAAGAAUGAUCCAGAAAUGUAGCAAUACAGUGAAUGAUCCAGAAAUGUAAUACAGUGAAACCUCAGCAUAUGAAUUUAAUUCGUUCUGGAGGCGAGAUCUUAAGGUGAAAAUAUGUAUUGUGAAACAGAUUUUCCCAUAAGAAAUAAUGUAAAUGCAGAUAAUCGGUUCCAGCCACCCAAAAAUAUUAGCAAUAUUCCCAAUAUGAAGCGUAUGUAAACUGUACGGCUGCUUACAAAGCACUGGCCCAAGCCAAGCAUUCCAUGUCAAGGCUCCUCACAGGAAGUCGUGCCACCAAGCUUGGGCUAAAAAUAGAACAGACCGCCCACGCCACCAAUCUGUCAACAAAAAAACACCCCAAACAUCGGCUAGCUAUAAUUCGUAAACUUGUUUCGGUUGGUUUUCCACUGACGCAAACAAGUUUUGAACGGGUCCCAGACGUACGUGCAACUUAGCUGGUGUUCAGUUCGGUUUGUUCAUAUGCAAAAAUGCUUCAUACAGUAUGUCAAUGCAAAGUUCUUGCAAAAUUUCAAUUCUUAUGGUGAAACUUCAUAAGGGAGGGCAUGUGGAGGUUGCACUGUACAGCUGAAAUGACAUAAAGAGAUGAUAUAGUCCAUCUUUCAUGUCACUCAGUGUGUUUUAUCCUGUUGUAACCCAAUCCAAUCUGUUACUCAGAGGGCAUGAUAAGAAAGUGCAGAAAGAGCUCUCCAACACAUUUCCUAUGAGAAAUUACAUUGGGCUAAAAUGGAUUUUUAAUCCCAUAGCUGCGUCUCUUACCAAAUAAUCUCCAAGCAUGUUUGUAUAAUCUUGCAUUUAGUUCUAUUUCUAUUACAGUAAACUUUUAUUGUAUUUUAUGUGUGUUGGUUGACAAGUUGCACUUUUUGUCUUGUUAAACUUCAAGACAAGAAAAAAAGGCUGGUUAGGGUAGCUAGAAGUUAUUAUAGUUAUAAUUGCUUCAUUGAUGUUCUUUAAAAUGCAGUAAAAAAAAAUUAAAAAUGAGAAAACACACACAUUAAAUAUAACUUAAGACCUGAUGUCCACUGAGAUGGACAUUAAACUUCAAAAAAAAAAAUCCUGUGCUCUACAACUUUAAAUUGUUUUCAAAUUGACUUUACAUAUUAUCAUUUGACACUGUUAAAAUUAUAAACAGUGCAAACUGAUAAAGCUACCAUGGACAUAAAAUAGCAUUUUAAAGGUGAAAAGUGUGCUUACUCCUCCUCUUGUUUAGUAGGUGAGCCAUGGCUGUGUUGUGUGACUCAUGAAGCUUGCUCAUAUUAAGUUAGGGGUCAUAAGUUGAUUGCAACUGGUCGAUUAGAGGUCAAUCAGUGACCUGGCAUUUUUCAAAUUCUGAAAAAAUACAUUUUUAUUGGUUUACAGAGAAAAACAUGUGAUGUCCAUUCCAAUGGAUGCAGGGUCUGAAAGGGUUAACCCAAUUAUUCAGUAAACCACUGUCUGUUAUUUUAAGCUCUAAAGCUUCAUACAACAUGGAUGAUGGAUAUAAUUUCUGGUGUCUAGAACAAAAAAAAACAUUUUAACAAAAGCUGUACUACAAUUUAACAUCCUCUACAUGCACACUCUGUAUGUGAUAUACAUAUAUUACAUGUUACUCUGCAUGCAGCUGCUAAAAAUUUAUUUCUCUCUUAAACUUUACAGCUAAGUAAGUGGGGCUCCUUUAAACACUGGUCUAUAUUAAUCCAUCAUAAAUAAAUAAAUGUCAUUUCAGACCACACUUUGUGUCAGCAUGCGCUUCGUUUCAGAUUUAAACUCUAUACGCUCAGCCUGCUAUGGUUUAUGAUCUACAUGUACCAUAUGGAGUGUAGUGUAGAAGUGAGUGAGGUGUACUUUUCUAGUAAAGGGAAAACACUACUAUGACCAUGGCUGGGAAUCGACAUAGACUCUUCUACACAAGCCAAA